AUGGAAGUAUACAUGAGUUCCACAAGCCCAGGUUCAUACUCACGGCUCCGCUUUCUCUUGUAUCUCCUCACCCUUCUCCUUUCCAUCAUAAACUCACAUUUAUCCUUAGCCUCCGCCGCCACCAGUACUUCUUCCACCCAAACCUACAAAACUUACAUCAAAACCACCUGCAAUUCAACUCUGUACCCAAAAGUUUGCUACAAAUCCCUCUCCUACCACGCCUCCGAAAUCAAAACAGAUCCUCUGAAACUUUGCAACGCUGCCCUCGAAGUUGCACUAGAAGCUGCGCAAAAUACAUCCUCCACAGUAUCGAAGAUAUCUAAACAAACAGGAUUGUUGAGUACUGAAACGGCAGUCAUUGAGGACUGCAUUGAUAAUGUGAAGGAUUCAAUAUAUGAGCUUCGAGAUUCUCAGAAUGCGAUGGGCCAACUUGGGGGUUCGAAUGCGGAGUUUCAAAUAGAUAAUGUAAAGACUUGGGUAAGUGCCGCAAUAACGGACGAGAAUACGUGCCUGGAUGGGUUGGACGAGAUGAAGGUGAAUACGACAGUUAAAAAGAAAAUUAGGAAGUCUAUACUGAAUCUCUGCAAGAUGACUAGCAAUGCUUUAGCUCUCAUCAAUACUCUCAAGUACUAA
Messenger RNA from Juglans regia (Persian walnut), 633 nucleotides. RefSeq names its product pectinesterase inhibitor 4-like. Gene Ontology annotation, molecular function: enzyme inhibitor activity. NCBI's taxonomy places the organism in Eukaryota, Viridiplantae, Streptophyta, Magnoliopsida, Fagales, Juglandaceae. The record is from RefSeq and is a predicted model, not a curated record. Gene Ontology annotation, biological process: negative regulation of catalytic activity. The transcript has a single exon. The coding region runs from base 1 to 633 and encodes 210 amino acids.